Molecule: messenger RNA, 189 nt
Organism: Lymnaea stagnalis (great pond snail)
Lineage: Eukaryota; Metazoa; Mollusca; Gastropoda; Lymnaeidae
Source: the annotation of a GenBank genome assembly
GAUUUCCCUUUGUGUCUAGGGGCGAUCGACGGCAAACAUAUUCGCAUUAAAAAGCCUCAUCGGUCUGGAUCCAAGUAUUACAAUUACAAAGGCUACGGCUCAAUAGUUCUCCUGGCCGUUUCAGACGCAAAUGGAAAAUUUGUGAUAGUGGAUGUGGGUUCCUAUGGUGGAAAUAGUGACGGAGGCGUG